Bactrocera oleae (olive fruit fly) is the source of this 1481-nucleotide messenger RNA. It is a transcript of the gene AIMP1, whose product is annotated as aaRS-interacting multifunctional protein 1. NCBI's taxonomy places the organism in Eukaryota, Metazoa, Arthropoda, Insecta, Diptera, Tephritidae. Gene Ontology annotation, molecular function: tRNA binding. The record is from RefSeq and is a predicted model, not a curated record.
UUAGAGAACAGUCGAGAAACUAUUUAGCACACAUGUUGAGAUCAGGGAUAAUUUAACAUUUUUACCAGAAUUCCCAUAAAUAAUGUUUUAUCAUUAAAAAGCAUGUUAAAAGUGAAGCUUUCUCCCAAAAUAAAAAUAUUUCAUAAGAGAUAUACAUGGGCUGCCAAGUCUGAACAAUUUCUAAUGAACUCUCCUAUAUUUUCUUAGGGAAAGUAAAAAGACAUUUAAUCCCAAUAAACUUUUCAAAUAACAUUGAAAAAAGUAAAUAGUAAAAAUAAAGAGUAUAUAUACAUACAUAAAUAUAUAUUUAUAAAUUUUCACCGCUUCCGAUCAUAUGGUCGUAAACUCUCAUUCACAAUAGCUUAACUUAGCCAUGUCAUUAUACCGCAUUUUUGGACUUGGAGCUGGUAGAAUCACAACCACGUCUUUGCAUCUUAAAACUCAGCUAUUAAAAAUGCCUGCAAUGGAGGAGAUUAUUGCCAACAACAAACGCAAUGCGCAAAUCAUUUCGUCCAUCUCAGCAGAGUUGGGCGUCAUGCGAGGAGAGCUUCUUGCGCAUAAAAAACAACAAUUGAGCAAAGAAAACGCUUUGUUAAAGCAACAAGUUGAGAUUGCGCAGCAGCAACUCAUAGCACUAGAACUCAGUCAUGGAAAGAAGCAAAUUGCAUUACCUAAUACGCGUAGUUUUUCCACUGAAGUGCCAAGCACCACUAUUGAAGUAAAUCUUAAAAGUGAUCUAGCUAAAGCUCCAGAAGUUGAGUCAUCCGAUAAAAAGCAAGCGAAGGAAAAGAAACCGAAAAAGGAAAAGACUAAUGCAAACACAAAUACAAAUGCCCCCGCGGAACUUUCAGUAGAUGUCGGUCGCCUCGAUAUGCGUGUAGGCAAAAUAAUUGAAGUUGGUCGUCAUCCCGAUGCAGACAGUUUAUAUUUGGAAAAGAUCGACUGUGGAGAAUCCCAACCACGAACCGUAGUAUCUGGUUUGGUUAAAUUUGUACCCUUAGAAGAGAUGCAAAACCGUCUAGUGGUUGUGCUAUGUAAUUUGAAACCAGCCAAAAUGCGCGGUGUAACUUCCGAAGCGAUGGUCAUGUGUGCUUCAACACCAGAUAAAGUGGAAGUCCUCAGCCCCCCUUCAGGUGCAGUACCUGGUGACUUGGUGCAUUGUGAGGGUUACACUCGCCAACCAGAUGCUCAACUUAAUCCUAAGAAAAAAAUAUUUGAAACUUGUGCACCUGAUUUAAGAACGAAUGACGACUUGGUGGCCUGUUAUAAAGGUUCGUCGCUCCAUGUGCCUGGCAAAGGAAAUGUUGUUGCACAAACGCUGAAGAACGUGAAUGUGAAGUAAACCAUGAUACAAACGUUAAAAAAUUAAAGUUUCCUUUUAACGACAACAUGCUAAGCAGGUUGUUAAUACGUUUUAUGCGUUGAAAUAUUUAUUUUCAUAAAUUAUUAAUAAAUUUCAGAUAUGGAAAUUCAUAAAAAAG